AUGAUCCAUCCAGACCAGCGCCGAGAACUCAGACACCCAGCCGACCACGCCGCCAUGAUCCAUCCAGACCAGCGCCGAGAGCCCGACACCCAGCCGACCACGUGUAGCCUCCAGUCACCUGCUACUCGCCCUCAUCACCAGCCUGACUGGCCGGCUCUUCGUCCACAGGCAGAAGACGUGGCAGGCAGGGACAGUGCCCGCGUCUCCUCACGGCCAGUCACCGAGGCCGGCUCUGAAGGACCACCGCCCCCCUCCCCAGAGCCAGCACACAGCGAAGGGCGGCCUCUCCCGCACAGCUUGGUUCUCGCUCCUCUGGAGCGUGAAAGGGAUUCAGUGUUCCCUACCGACACUACGUUUACAGACUCUGAGGCCACGGACAAGCCUGAGGAGCCGGGCGACCCUCUGGCCAAUUUGCAACCUAAUCUCGGGGCCCAAGCUCCGCGCUCCGAGGUGACACGCAUACACCGCACAGCCUGCGCUCUGGCCGGCCGCGAGGUCACCGCGGCGCUGGACACAGAAGCAGCCAGGCCUGGAGCAAACGGGUCGGGGUCCCAUCCGGGUCCUCGGGCCGAGGCCACCCCUGCCCUGGGCCGCGGGGGACCGGCGACGGCGUGCCCAGGCCGGGGAGGCGGCGGGCACCGCGGGGAGGACGGGCGGCCGCGCGGCCCGGCACGCGCCCCGGACCCGCCGGACCCCCGCACCCCCGGACCCGCCGGACCCCCGGACCCGCCGCACCCCCGGACCCGCCGGACCCCCGCACCCCCGCACCCCCGGACCCGCCGGACCCCCGGACCCGCCGCACCCCCGGACCCGCCGGACCCCCGGACCCGCCGGACCCCCGGACCCGCCGGACCCGCCGGACCCCCGGACCCGCCGGACCCCCGGACCCGCCGGACCCCCGGACCCCCGGACCCGCCGGACCCCCGGACCCGCCGGACCCCCGCACCCCCGGACCCGCCGGACCCCCGGACCCGCCGCACCCCCGGACCCCCGGACCCGCCGCACCCCCGCACCCCCGGACCCGCCGCACCCCCGCACCCCCGGACCCGCCGCACCCCCGGACCCGCCGCACCCCCGGACCCCCGGACCCCCGGACCCGCCGGACCCCCGCACCCGCCGGACCCCCGCACCCCCGGACCCGCCGGACCCCCGGACCCGCCGCACCGCCGGACCCGCCGGACCCCCGCACCCCCGGACCCGCCGGACCCCCGGACCCCUGGACCCGCCGGACCCCCGCACCCCCGGACCCGCCGCACCCCCGGACCCGCCGCACCCCCGGACCCCCGGACCCCUGGACCCGCCGCACCCCCGGACUCCCGCACCCCCGGACCCGCCGCACCCCCGGACCCCCGGACCCGCCGCACCCCCGCACCCCCGGACCCGCCGGACCCCCGCACCCCCGGACCCGCUGCACCCCCGCACCCCCGGACCCGCCGGACCCCCGCACCCCCGGACCCGCUGCACCCCCGGACCCGCCGCACCCCCGGACCCCUGUACCCCCGGACCCGCCGGACCCGACGCACCCCCGGACCCCUGUACCCCCGGACCCGCCGGACCCGACGCACCCCCGCACCCCCGGACCCGCCGGACACCCGGACCCCCCCGCACCCCCGGACCUGCCGCACCCCCGGACCCGCCGGACACCCGGACCCCCCCGCACCCCCGGACCCGCCGGACCCCUGGACCCGCCGCACCCCCGGACCCGCCGCACCCCCGGACCCCCCAUACACACCCCCGGACCCACACACACCCGGACCCCGCCGCAUCCCCGGACCCCCCAUACACACCCCCGGACCCACACACACCCGGACCCCGCCGCACCCCCGGACCCCCCAUACACACCCCCGGACCCACACACACCCGGACCCCGCCGCAUCCCCGGACCCCCCAUACACACACCCGGACCCACACACAUACCCGGACCCCGCCGCACCCCCGGACCCCCCAUACACACACCCGGACCCACACACAUACCCGGACCCCGCCGCACCCCCGGACCCCCCAUACACACACCCGGACCCCGCCGCACCCCCGGACCCCCCAUACACACACCCGGACCCCGCCGCACCCCGGGACCCCGCCGCACCCCCAACUCCGCCGCACCCCCGGACUCCUCCCGGACCCCGCAGCACCCCCGGACCCGCCGCACCCCCGGACCCCCCAUACACACACCCGGACCACACACACACACGGACCCCACCGCACCCCCGACCCCGCCGCACCCCUGACCGGGCCAGGAAGGGACCCUGCCCCAGCCGGGCCCCCGGAGAAACCCGCACAGCAGCCAGUGCUGGUGCGGCCCGCUAG
Molecule: messenger RNA, 2307 nt
Organism: Dipodomys spectabilis (banner-tailed kangaroo rat)
Lineage: Eukaryota; Metazoa; Chordata; Mammalia; Rodentia; Heteromyidae
Product: basic proline-rich protein-like
Exons: 5
Coding region: 1-2307 (768 amino acids)
Source: RefSeq, a predicted model, not a curated record